ACCUCGUCUGUUUAGUUAGUUUCAGGUCCCAGUUCAUUUCAUUUUGUCAGUUCCGACCGGUCAACAGAUUCCAAGCCCAUUACACCCAGGUUCCAGCUCCAAGUGUUGCAUGGAGAACGGCGGAGGCAACUUGCCACCGGCUAAGCCGAAGGCCAGUCGCAGGUGCAGAAAAUGUCCAUCGACCAUGUCCUCUGUGCUCGGCAAAAGUGUUCGUAGAAUUUCUCGAAUGGAGGGGCCUCUGCCAAGACUGCGGAUCCUACCCGAUGACAAGGAAGGCACGGGAAAAGCCGUGAAUCUCGAUCAUAAUGAUGAGGUCCCAGCUGGGGGCCUGCGAUUCGGCAACAUGGAAUUAAUUAAUGACACUAAACCCGAUGCAGUUUCCAAGACAUCAACCGAAGGCGAGGUACCCACCGUCCCAAAGGCAGGAGGCUUGCGUUUCGGCGAUGAUAGUAGUUCAACUAACUUGCCUAUGACCACGUAUGAUGAGAGGGAAAGCGUGGAGUCUGAGCCCAGGGACAGCAUCCCGGAAAGCGGCUGCUGUCAUCGUCCAGAGGGACGAACAAAGGCCAGGAAUACUAUGGGUUUUGCUUCCUACAUGAAAGCCGCCACUCGCUGCUCUUUAGACCGGCAGUGCGACGAAGAUUGCGGCUAUGGCACUGGCUGCGCUGCUGAAUGCAGGGAUGACCAUGGCAUUGAACCGGAAAGCUUACCAGGGUCACUAACUAUUCCCAGCCUGGGCUUAACUGGAAUGGGUGGGCCAAGUGCUUAUCCAGGUCUACCAGCUCGGCAAAGUGGGUCUCCUGGUUAUGGCGAGAGGCAAGGAGGCUAUCCUAUUCCUGAUGGACGGAGCUCCUGGAGGGAUGAACCCUGUACAGACUCCUCUUGUCCCUGGCCCAAGCAUGAUGACGGCGGACAGCUGAACUUCUAUGUCAUGCUCCUCCUAGAGGUCUUUUGCGUGCUAAUCUUUUUUGCCCUCUGCACCAUCACUUUCUGGGUAACGUUGGUCUAUCACUUCGUCAAGCUGUUGGUGGAACUCAAAAACGCCGAUCGAAAUAUCCAGGUAGCAGUGGCCAUUGCGUUUGGCUUGCUGUUUCUUGCCUUUGCUAUUUGUCAUGUUACCAGCGGGAGAAGUGGUUGCUGUGGACGUUCGUCGGAAAGAUCCCAUCACUUUUGGUCCAAGGGUGGUAGCUGUCACAAGUGCAACGCCAAGUCUAAUACCCCAACCAUAGCAAAGUUUCUGUUAAAGAUCAAAAAGGUCCUUUCCUUCAGUUGCGGCAGCUGCAACAGUUCCAGCAGUUCCCGGAAGCAGAGCACUCCAUGCGGGGCCAAAAAGGAGGUGGCACGAUCCACUCGAAAGCCGCGAUACAGCGACUGUGAAGGUCGGGCCAUUUUUAUCAAUUCCAGACGCUAUGCCAUUCCAACGGAGAUGAAGCAGCCGCCCACCAUACUCAUCUGGCUGCUCGAUGUGGUUGGUCGCUAUAUGUAGUAGCAUCAACAGAGUAUAACCUAAAUGAAUCUAUCAGAUCAAUCAAAGCAGAAUACAAGGAGAAAUAGGACUUUAAACCAAGAUCAAAAACAAGGGUACUUGGUAACACAAGUCGGCACAAAAUUUGACGUCUUUUAAUAAAUAUAUCCUUUCAUACAAUAAAUACUUGUUAAAUAUA
Molecule: messenger RNA, 1664 nt
Organism: Drosophila kikkawai
Lineage: Eukaryota; Metazoa; Arthropoda; Insecta; Diptera; Drosophilidae
Source: RefSeq, a predicted model, not a curated record